UUUUUUCUAAACUGAGCCGCUUAGCCCUCUUAUUCUGUCCUGAGUAAGAAAGCAGCCGCCGAGCAUCAACGGAGUCCCGAUGAGCCAGCGCCGCGGAGCCACUUAGUCUCCCGGGACCCAGCGUCUGAGGAGCCGCAAGCAUGCACCCUGGGUUGUGGCUGCUUCUGGUUUCCUUUUGCCUGGUGGAAGAACUGGCAGAAGCGGGAGAGAAGAACUCCUAUGGAAAGCCAUGCGGGGGCCAAGACUGCAGUGGGAGCUGUAAAUGUUCUCCUGAGAAGGGAGCGAGAGGGCGACCUGGACCAAUUGGAUUUCAAGGUCCCACAGGUCCUGAAGGCUUUGCUGGCCCUACUGGUUUAUCAGGAUUGAAAGGGGAAAAGGGCUCCCCAGGCCCUCUGGGACCAUAUGGAUCAAAAGGAGAUAAGGGUCCCAUGGGAGUUCCUGGCUUUCUUGGCAUCAAUGGGAUUCCGGGCCACCCUGGACAGCCAGGUCCCAGAGGUCCACCUGGCCUAGAUGGCUGUAAUGGAACUAGAGGAGCUGUUGGAUUUCCAGGCCCUGAUGGCUAUCCUGGGAUUCUUGGACCACCUGGGCUCCCUGGUCAGAAAGGCUCAAAAGGGGAACCUAUUCCUUCUCCAGGGAGUUUCGCAGGAAUGAAGGGGGAUCCUGGACUACCUGGACUGGAUGGAAUCCCUGGCCCACGUGGACCACCUGGAUCUCCUGGAGAUUCAGGAUCCAUAGGACCACCAGGAUUACAAGGUCCUCCAGGCCCCCCUGGUUUCCCUGGUCCUGAUGGAAAUAUGGGGUUAGGUUUCCAAGGAGAGAAAGGAGUCAAGGGGGAUGUUGGCCUCCCUGGCCCCGCAGGACCACCACCAUCUACUGGGGAACUAGAAUUCAUGGGAUUCCCCAAAGGGAAGAAAGGAUCCAAGGGUGAACCAGGGCCUCCAGGCUUCCCAGGCAUGAGCGGCCCUCCAGGGUUCCUGGAACUUGGAUCUAUUGGUGAAAAGGGAGAAAAGGGAAUCCCUGGUUUGCCAGGACCUAGGGGUCCUAUUGGUUUAGAAGGAGUCCCAGGCCCUCCAGGGACACAGGGCAUGAUGGGGCCCCCAGGUUUUCCUGGGCUGAAUGGAUUUCCAGGAAUUAAGGGUGAAAAGGGUGGCAUUGGCCUGCCAGGCCCAGACAUCGAUGAAGGUGGUGCUGUGAUCUCAGGUUAUCCUGGGGACCCUGGUAUACCAGGCCUCCCUGGCCUUAAAGGAGAUGAAGGCAUCCAGGGCCAGCGUGGCCCUUCUGGCCCCCCUGGUCUCCCAGCCUUAACAGGCAUGCCAGGUGCCCUAGGACCUCAGGGAUUUCCAGGCCUGAAAGGAGACCAAGGAAACCCAGGCCCCACCACAGUUGGCCUUCCUGGAAGAAUUGGUUUCCCAGGCCUACCAGGCCCACCAGGCCCACCAGGCCCACCUGGUUCACCAUUUAAGACUGGAACCUUAUAUGGCCUAGAACCGGGGUUCCCUGGUCUCCGAGGAGAACAAGGUCCAAAAGGAAGCCCAGGUUUCAAAGGAGUAAAAGGGGACUCGGGAUUUUGUGCUUGUGAUGGUGGUGUCCCCAGUACUGGCCCACCCGGAGAACCAGGUCUGCCUGGGCCACAAGGUCUCAUGGGCCUUCCAGGCCUUAAAGGAACCAGAGGAGAUCCAGGCUCAGGGGGCACACAAGGCCCAGCAGGGGCUCCAGGACUAUUUGGGCCUCCAGGUCUUGUAGGCCCCAAAGGAAAGAAGGGUGAACCAACUCUCAGUACAGGAUCUGGCAUGCCAGGGGAGAAAGGUGAUCCUGGCCCCCAGGGGUUCCCUGGUCUAACAGGAGCCCCAGGCAAGGAUGGAGUACCAGGUUUACCAGGUCUGCCAGGCCUUCGGGGUGAUGGUGGACAGGGCUUCCCAGGUGAAAAGGGGUUCCCAGGACUUCCUGGUGAAAAAGGCCAUCAUGGUCCAACUGGCCCUCCAGGACUUGGGCUACCAGGACUUCCUGGACCCCGUGGGCUUCCUGGAGAUAAAGGAAUAGAUGGAUUGCCAGGGCAAAAAGGCCUCCGAGGACCUCCAGGUGAUUGCUGCUGCAGGGAAAAGGUUGGUAAAGGAGACUUAGACACAGAGGGAGGAAUUACCUUGCCUUGUAUUAUUCCUGGAUCAUACGGUCCAUCAGGAUUCCCAGGAGCUCCCGGAUUCCCAGGCCCUAAAGGGGCCCGUGGCCUCCCUGGGACUGCAGGUCAGCCUGGAUCUCGUGGAAAAAAAGGAGAGCCUGGAAAUCCAGGAUUAGUUCACCUCCCUGAAUUGCCAGGAUUUCCUGGAUCUCGUGGAGAGAAGGGAUUGCCUGGAUUUCCUGGGAUUCCUGGAAAAGAUGGCUUGCCUGGGAAGGCUGGAAGUCCAGGUUUACCAGGUUCCAAGGGAGCCCCUGGUGACAUCUUUGGUGCUGAAAACGGUGUUCCAGGGGAGCAAGGCCUACAAGGAUUGCCAGGGGACAGAGGAUUUCUUGGAGACUCUGGCCUUCCAGGACCCAAGGGUUUGCAUGGAAAGUCUGGCCUGCUAGGCCCCAAAGGUGAGCGGGGCAGCCCUGGAACACCAGGACAAGUGGGAAAGCCAGGCCCCCCAGGGUCUGUUGGUUCAUAUGGCAUCAAGGGCAAAUCUGGAGUCCCAGGAGCACCAGGUCUUCCAGGAACUUCAGGACAUCCUGGAAAGAAAGGUCAAAAAGGCGAGAAAGGUUACCCUGGAUCAACUAGAAAAAGAGGUUUACCUGGGAUAAAAGGCCUUCCUGGAUCUCCGGGGCUAACUGGCUUCUUGGGGAGCCCAGGUUUGCCAGGAGUCACUGGAUUGCCAGGCCUCCCAGGCCCAAAGGGUGAGAAGGGGUCCACUGGACUGGUAGGUUUUCCAGGCAUUCCAGGUCUCCCUGGUAUUCCUGGUGCAAGUGGAUUAAAGGGGAUUCCUGGGUCAGCCGGAAAAGUGGGAACAUCUGGACAGGCUGGGAUUCCUGGUGAAAAAGGAGACAGAGGUGAUCCGGGUCCAGUUGGAGUACCCAGUCCAAGACCUCCAAUGCUGAACCUAUGGUUCAAAGGAGACAAAGGCUCUCAGGGCUCAGCUGGAUCAAAUGGAUUUCCUGGGCCCAGAGGUGACAAAGGUGAGGCUGGCCGUCCAGGGUCACCAGGCCUGCCUGGAGCUCCUGGUUUCCCCAGCACUAUCAAAGGACUUACUGGGAUGCCAGGCCCACCUGGAUCCAUGGGCCUACGGGGCUUACCUGGCCUGAAGGGGUCCCCAGGGAUCUCAGGUUUCCCAGGAAUGCCAGGAGAAAGUGGUUCACAAGGUCUCAUUGGGGCUCCUGGACUCCCAGGAGCAUUUGGUCUCCCAGGCUCAAAAGGAAAUCAGGGCCAGACAUUUGAAAUUUCUGGUAUCCCAGGACCCAAGGGCCAGCCUGGUGAAUCAGGUUUUAAAGGUGUGAAAGGAAAAGGUGGACUGGUUGGUGAUAUAGGUUUUCCUGGAAACAAGGGUGAACAUGGAAAAGUUGGUAUUCCUGGAGAUGUUGGUCUUCCUGGCUCCCCAGGACUUCCAGGGAUUGCAGGUAUGAAAGGAGACCCAGGACUUCCAGGUUCCUCUGGUCAUCCAGGGACAACUGGGCUUCCAGGACCCUCUGGCUUAAUAGGACCUAAAGGAUUGCCUGGACCUCUUGGUUUACAUGGCCUGAAUGGGCUUCCAGGCACCAAGGGGACCCAUGGAACUCCAGGAGCCAGUAUUACUGGUGUGCCUGGGCCUGCUGGCCUUCCUGGUCCCAAAGGGGAAAAAGGAACACCAGGAAUUGUCAUUGGAGCUCCAGGGAAACCAGGCCCAAGAGGACAAAAAGGUGGCCAAGGUUUCCCAGGUCUCCAAGGCCCUGCUGGUUCCCCUGGUGCCCCAGGCAUCUCCUUGCCCUCAGUCAUGACAGGACAGCCUGGUGACCCUGGGCCACCAGGCCUAGAUGGAGAACGAGGUCGCCCAGGCCCUCAUGGGCCCCCAGGCCCCUCUGGGCCAUCCUCGGAUCAAGGUGACCCUGGAGACCCUGGCUUCCCUGGAAUUUCUGGCCUUCUUGGUCCCAAGGGACACCAAGGAACUCCAGGUUUCCCUGGGCUCCCUGGAGAGCUAGGACUGAAAGGCAUGAGAGGUGAGCCUGGCUUCAUGGGGACUCCAGGCAAGAUUGGGCCACCUGGAGAUCCAGGAUUUCCUGGGAUAAAGGGGAAGGCAGGGCCAAGAGGCUUCUCCGGUCCCCAAGGUGCUCCUGGACAAACACCCAUUGCAGAAGCUGUGCAGGUUCCGCCUGGACCCUUGGGUCUUCCAGGCAUUGAUGGCAUCCCUGGUCUCCCAGGGGACCCUGGCAUUCAAGGCCCUGUUGGUCUUCAAGGCUUCAAAGGUUUACCUGGCAUUCCUGGCAAAGAUGGGCCCAGUGGGCUUCCAGGCCCACCUGGGGCCCUUGGUGAUCCUGGUCUCCCUGGACUGCAAGGCCCUCCAGGAUUUGAAGGAGCUCCAGGGAAGCAAGGGCCCUUUGGGAGGCCCGGAAUACCCGGGCACAGCGUGAGAGUGGGCUACACAUUGGUGAAGCACAGCCAGUCGGAACAGGUUCCCCUGUGCCCCACUGGGAUGAGCCAACUGUGGGUGGGUUACAGCUUGCUGUUCGUGGAGGGGCAGGAGAAAGCCCACAAUCAGGACCUGGGUUUUGCUGGCUCCUGCCUGCCUCGCUUCAGCACCAUGCCCUUCAUCUACUGCAACAUCAAUGAAGUGUGUCACUAUGCUAGGCGCAAUGAUAAAUCCUACUGGCUCUCUACCACUGCCCCCAUUCCCAUGAUGCCUGUUGGCCAGACCCAGAUUCCCCAGUACAUCAGCCGCUGCUCUGUGUGUGAGGCUCCUUCUCAAGCCAUUGCAGUGCACAGCCAGGACAUCACCAUCCCACAGUGUCCCCUGGGCUGGCGCAGCCUCUGGAUUGGGUACUCAUUCCUCAUGCACACUGCUGCUGGGGCGGAGGGUGGAGGCCAGUCCCUGGUCUCCCCUGGCUCCUGCCUCGAGGACUUUCGGGCCACUCCUUUCAUCGAGUGCAGUGGUGCCCGAGGCACCUGCCACUACUUUGCCAACAAGUACAGUUUCUGGUUGACGACAGUGGAAGAAAGGCAGCAGUUUAAGGAGGAGCCAGUGUCUGAAACACUGAAAGCUGGGCAGCUCCAUACCCGGGUCAGUCGCUGCCAGGUGUGUAUGAAAAGACUGUAGGGUGGCAUCUGCCACUCUGCCCCUUGCCCUCUCUACCCCUUCACAAUGGCCACCUCACAAACCUGAACAGUCUGAA
This is a messenger RNA of Marmota flaviventris (yellow-bellied marmot), 5331 nucleotides long. The record is from RefSeq and is a predicted model, not a curated record. Lineage: Eukaryota; Metazoa; Chordata; Mammalia; Rodentia; Sciuridae.